AAAUAAAAAAAUAAAUAAUCAUUUAAAUAAAAAAAAAUGUCCGAAGAAAAAGAAUAAAUGAUUAAAACUUUAAGAUAAAAAGCAUUAUAAGAUACCGAAAAAGUAGCCUAAGCUUAAAGAUUUGCUUUAUUUUCACAGCCUCCUCCAUUAGCAGUUGGAGAUGACUCUUUAUUUUAAAAAAAAAAAUUUAAAAAAAAUGAAAAUGGAAAAAUAGAAACUUAACCCAGAAACAUUCAAGUUUCAUGUCCUAAAAAAGGAAAAAUUAAAUCAUCAUAUUUUUCGUUACUUGGUUUUACGACUAUAGGGGAUAAAUAUAUAGAUUAAGAUAGAAUAAUUAAAUAAGAUGAAUUAAAUAAAAAAAACUUAUUAAGUAAGAUUAAGUAUUUAAACCUGCAAGUUCAUAUAAAUCAGUAAUAAAAUCAGAAUAUGAGCAUAUACCAGAAACAAUUUAUAAAACAAAAAAUUAUAAAGAUAAUGAUGGAAGGGUCACUGUUGCUCCAAAAAAUAUACUUACAAGUGUAACAGUUAAAAAUAUAUUUAAAUAGCCAUAAUAUAUGGCUGAUCCUUAUGAUAGAGCACGUUAAUUAAUAUCUAAAGAAAGAUUAAAACAUAUUGAUAUUCUUAAAGAUAAACCCGCAUUUAAAUCCAAACUUGCAGGAGGAAAAUCUUUUACAAAAGACCGUCAAUUAUAUGGAUUUGAGGGAUCAAUAUAACCUAAAACACCCCAAGAAAUAAAAUUUAAUAUUUAUAAACAUGAUAAUCCUUUUAAACCAUCAAGUCCUUCUAAAAAAGGUAGAGGAGGUUUAAUCGGAAAAAUUUAUGAAUAUAUGAGUGAUCCUAUAAAAGAAGCUAAAAGAAUAAAUAAUGAAAAAGGAA
Molecule: messenger RNA, 876 nt
Organism: Ichthyophthirius multifiliis
Lineage: Eukaryota; Ciliophora; Oligohymenophorea; Hymenostomatida
Exons: 6
Source: RefSeq, a predicted model, not a curated record